Messenger RNA from Kwoniella shivajii, 966 nucleotides. RefSeq lists its product as uncharacterized. The record is from RefSeq and is a predicted model, not a curated record. Bases 1 to 966 code for a protein of 321 amino acids. The transcript is spliced from 5 exons. Lineage: Eukaryota; Fungi; Basidiomycota; Tremellomycetes; Tremellales; Cryptococcaceae.
AUGUCACUUGCUUUUGAAGCCGCUGCAAGACGACUCGUUAAUAACGUGGAGAUUCUUCGAACAGUGUCAUCUUGUGACAUAUAUGUCCAGUUGAUAUUCUGGGAGAUCCUGCACGAAAUCAUGUGGGCUUCUCGUAUACUCACCAAUCUUCGUCUCACCACUCUUCUAGAUUGCGUGAAUGGUCAGGAGCAGUCAGAAGACACUGCAGGCUCCCGACGACAGUUGGAAGAUUUGGGGAAAGAGAGACAAACAUGCGACAGUAUUCUCGCCGAGCAGCUCGGUCGUCGUGUAGAUACGCCUGGUACGUGCGAGAACAUCCCUUCACAAUCUGUAUCCGCUCGGAUUGUUCUAGGAUGUACUGAGUUCAGCCAAGAUGAUCCGAAGCCAACCGGCUUCCUGAGUCGUCUCGAUGAUUACCCGAUCUGGACUUCGAUAAUCUUGAAGAUGUUGAAAGACCUGGAACAGAAGAUGUCAAAAGGCGAAAAGCUCAUACUUGAUAGGCCAAAGCUCGUGGAAGACCCAAAUGUCAAUUCAUCCCUUCAAGAGAAAGAGAUAGUAGCUUUUGUCCGAGAAGAAGGAUUUCUAAAACACCAGGAACGGCUACAAAGCGCUUGGGACAAACUCGCUAGGUAUAUCAUUGAGACAGAAAGUGGUUUCGGCGGAUCUAGAUUCCCUCCACUACGACUAGAAGACCUCGACAGUACCUCCCUCUCGACCAACCAGCUGUCCGCGGAUCCGAAACCGUCAAAAUCGCUUGAUGUCAAGAGCAAAGAUCUAGCUCAAGCCGCGUUGGCCGCCAUCUUGCCAAGCCUCGACAUGCAGGACUUACUUCAAGAGCUUGAAAAGUCGAAAACGACUUCAAAGUCCUUAUCUGAGAUGUCCAGUGGUACUGGGCAUAAGGGUAAAGAAACCUUGUACAGCGAUGUUGCCGGUGCUUCUUCCACAUCACCAGGACUUGUUCCAUAG